Molecule: messenger RNA, 808 nt
Organism: Drosophila busckii
Lineage: Eukaryota; Metazoa; Arthropoda; Insecta; Diptera; Drosophilidae
Exons: 2
Coding region: 38-691 (217 amino acids)
Source: RefSeq, a predicted model, not a curated record
AUUCAACAUAAAUUAAGCAACAAUAAUAUUGCUAAAUAUGUCAUCGCUGGUGAAUCUGGAGCUGUUGGAUAACAAUGAAGCGCAAUGUCCGGUGCCGCGUUGUCAGCUAAAGCUGAAGCCGCUGGAGCUGCUAACGCAUCUGCUCAUGUUCCAUCGCCCCGAGCAGUCUAUGCUGGAGGUUGGGCCGGGCUGGCAUACAGUCUAUUUUAUGGAAUUAGCAAAGCUAAAGCCCAACUGCAAUCAUGUGGUGGCCGUUAUGGCCUAUGCAGGCAGCACAGACAGCACACGCAGCCGUCCGGUGGGUCCGGAGCUGCAGCUGGUGCAUCAUCUGCCGCUGAUACUGAUGCUCUAUGUCAGUCCACUUGACGAGCAGCUGGAGCAGCUCUAUGUGCUGUAUCUGGUGAGUCUGGUGGCUUCCAGCAGCGUCAGCGCACGCGUCUGCCUGCUGAACGAUGUGAACGGACGCGAAGUGCGUGGGCAGCGCUGCUUGCGCAGCUGCUUGCAGGCACCGCUGCAGGACAGUUCAGAGCUGCUGCAUAGCAAUCUGGACUAUCUGGUGUAUACAGCUACAGAUGUGUGGGAGCACUGCAGCGUGGACGAAAGCCACUACCUCAAGUUUAAGGUAACGCUGCAGGGUGAGCCAAAUAUCUUUGAGCAGCAGCAGCAGCCAACGCAGCAGCCCAAGCAGUGAGUCAUGGCCCACUAGACACUUAAUCCUGCACUGACGCACACUUGAGCUUUUGUUGAGUGCCUGUCAAUAAUUUUUGUUGUUGUUGCGUUUUAUAUUUCAGCUGUCAGUAAAAUUGUU